This is a messenger RNA of Apis florea (little honeybee), 504 nucleotides long. RefSeq lists its product as uncharacterized. Lineage: Eukaryota; Metazoa; Arthropoda; Insecta; Hymenoptera; Apidae. The record is from RefSeq and is a predicted model, not a curated record.
AUGCAAACUACAACAAUUUCUAAAGUAAAAACAACACCGUCAACAUGUUUUCGUCCCAAAAUUACCAAUAUAAGACAGCAGAAAUGCGAUCAAGAAAAAUCGCCACUUAUAUCAGCAUUUCUUAUGAUCCCAUUUGAAGAAAAAAUACAUCGCACAACAAAAACAUCAAAAUCUUAUGCCAACAAAUGGCUUAAAAUUCCUGAAAUGCGAAAUGGUAUUUUAUUUACAAGAUGUCAUUGUGUACAUAGAGAUGGUCUUCAAGAUUCUUGUCCAUUAAGUCAAUGUCAACAGGACCCUAAUUGUUUGGUCAAGCCAUGGCCUAAGUGUCCACCAGCAAAAUAUUUGCAAUCUCGACAUCCAGAACAGUAUCCACCAUACAAAUAAUGCGAAAUGCCAGACAUAUAACAGUAUAUGUUACACACGAAUAAAUAUCGAUUUAGAAAAAUAAAAUUUAAUUUUAAAUAAUUUAUGGUAAAACAUUUAAAAAAUACAGUUGUAUUUUUG